AUGGUUGUCAAAGGCCUUUUGACAUUUAUUCGAUCAUUUUCAUCGCUGAUCUUUCUUCAAAAGUUGUGUCAAUGGGGCUGCUAUAUGAGAAAAACUCUUGAUAAACUUACAAUAAUAAUUAGCCAACCCUAAGAAUGAUCUUAACUCUGCCACUCCGUUUGGUUGAGGUCAAUCUUUGAUUGUUGACACCUUUUUGUGGUCCAUUUGUACUUUCGCACCUCCAAUCAUAUGAACUAGAAAUUCUACUUCCGUCAUCGCAAAGGUACAUUUAGAAGGGUUCAAAUAUAGUUGAUGACAUUUUAAUAUCUCUAAUAUCUGACGUAAGUAUACUAGGUGCUCUCUUAAAUUGCAACUAUAUACUAAGAUAUUAUCAAGGUAGACCACUAUAAACUUGUCUAUAAAUAGACGAAAGAUGUGGUUCAUUAAAGCACAAAAUAUUAUUAGAGCAUUAGUCAACCCAAAUGGCAUGAUUGUAAAUUCAUAUGAUCCAUAUCGUGUGACACAUGUCGUUUUCUGUUCAUCCCCCUCUUUGAUGAGGACUUGAUGAUAGCCACUUUUCAAGUCUAAUUUUGACAACAUUCUUGCUGCUCCUAACCUAUCGAACAAGUCUUCCGCAUUAGGAACUAGAUACUCAUUCUUUAUUGUAAUUUUGUUCAAAGAUCUAACAGAGUCUCAACAUUUCAUCUUUCUUUCAUUGAAAGAGGACAGGGGCCUCAAAUGGUGCGUGUGAGGGCCGUAUAUGUCCUACUUCUAAUAGCACCUCUAAUUGUUUCCUCAAUUCUUCUAAAUGGGCUGGCAGUAUCUUGUAUGAGGCUCUAGCCGAUUGACGUUCUCUUGGUAACAAUUCAAUCAUAUGUUCUAUAUCUCAUCUAGGUGAUAAUUUAGUAGGUAAUUUAUUUGACAUGAUGUCUUGAUAUUCGUUAAGUAAAGAUAAUACAUGUGGAUGUCCCACCUUCUGACCUUCUCCCUCAACUUCUUGUAGAGUAAUUAGGAAUGUGUUCACCUCAUGCUGCAAUUCAUUUUUUAGCUACAUAACUGAGAUAGUUUGUGCUCCCUCUUGAGUAGUCCCUUAUACAAAGUAGGAGUGUUUCCCUCUACAUAUUAAUAUCCCAUUGUAGUGGAGGAAUAUUCUUGCUUUUGCUUUGGUCACAAAAUUAGCCCCAACAAUGACAUCAAAAUCAUCCAUCUGUAGCACGAAGAAGUCCAAUUAGUCUUCCCAUGUGCCCAUCUGUGUCUUCACAUGUUGGGCUAGUCCCACCGAGGUUUAGGCUUUAGAGUUGAUAACCUUGAUCUUGUUGUUAGUACAAACCAAGCUUAGCUCAAGGCAGUGGACUUCUUUCUCUAAUAGAAACUUAUGAGUGGCCCCUGAAUCUACCAAUACAUUUGUUGGAGUAGAGUUGAUAAUUGCCUCUACAAAGAGUAGUUUCCUAGGAGCCUCCUAUAUGGCCUUCACUUGUACCACAUUCAAAAGCUGAAUGGUGUUUAGAUGUGGUACCUCUUCAAUUACUAGUGAUAGCUGGUCCUGUGCCAAGACGGGAUUGAGCUGAGCUCUCGUCAUGCAUCGAUUGGCUCAGUCGGGACAGUCUGCACUUCAGUGAGGGCGCCCACAUACGUUACACCCUGUCCACUUGAGUCCCUCAAUUUGUAAAGGGGUUGCCUUGACCCGCUCCUAUCUAGGCCAGUCCUCCUUGUCCCUAGUUGGCAUUGCGACCUCGACCCCCUUGAGAUGUGUCAUUGCCAUUUGACUAUUGGCAUCGAUUAUUUAUUGGUCUGUCCGCCACCAUCAUUGCUCCUCAGAUGUCGUGGACUCCUUGUCUACAAAUUUCAUUUUGGGCCAAUGUUUAGAGUACUUCCAUAAAAUAGUGAAGCUUGUCUUCCUCAUCCAUCCGAGGUACUUCCAAUACCAACAUGGAGAAUUUCUUCACAUAUCCUCAGAUAGACUCGAUGUGUUUAAGUUGCCUCAUCGCGGUCUGAGUAGCUUGGCCUGAGUUUGUCAGGCAAAACUGAUCUUGAAUUUCUUGUGUGAAUCCCUCCCAGUCAAUGACUAGUGGCCUUGAGAAGUCUUCUAUUCAAAGUCUCCACUAAGUCUUUGCGUACUUGGCAAAGAAUAGGCUUCCCACAAAUACUCUCUUCUUCGAAGGUAGUGUUGGAGUUGACGUACCUUUGGAGAUCUCAAAUGAAGUUCUCGAUUAACAAGGUAUCCCAUUCUCCUGAGUAGGUCUUUGGCUCUGGGGCCUUGACUCGAGUUGAGCUAGGCUUUGCUUCUAAGUUAAAGGACCUCUAGAACUUACUUGUCAAUUUCUCUAUCCUUUUGGAAAAUUCCUCCCAUAAUGCUGAUAUAUCUUCCUUUUGGGAUUCAUAAGUAGUGGCCAUAGCCCCUGUCUGAUCAUAGAUCGACCGUAUCUCCUUAUUGAGUUUUGUUGAGAGUGCUUCAAUUGCUAUUCGGUCCUACUCCUCCCUUAGGCUCAAUUGAGUUGCUUCUUCUUGCAGGCAACCUGAUUCAAUUUGCCAUUGUUCCAUCAGAGUCUCCAUAGCAUGAGCCAUGGUCUCUUGUUGCUCUACUAAUCGGGCAAUUUUUUGCCCCUAGGUACCACUCAUACCCAAUCUACCCUUCGUCUCUAUUAUCUAUGGCAAGUAAAAAAAUAAAGAAGAGGAUGUAGAGAAUCCUAACCUUGCUUCAUAAUCUAGCUCUGAUACCAUUGUAACAAGGAUGCCAGCCACUCUAUACGAGAUCCCUAGUGAGCUCCCGAGCUAACACACCAAGGGCUCAAGUUCUUCAAAAUGUGGAGGAUCUGGACUUCUCCCAAGAUCAUCUUACAUGGGGUUGGGGGUCCUUCUUUAAAGAAGGUCCCCUGGUGGGUCCUUGACGUGACUCAGUCGUUGUAUAUUAAAUCACGCAAAUAUAAAAUUUAUAAAACUAGAAAAUACGAAUUUUCGGAUAUUUAGAAGUAUUUCUAAAUAAAUAUAUCAAUUAUAAUUCAAUAAAAAUUCCAAAAAUAGUGGUAAUUUUCUAGGUCGAUCACAGGGAUGUAAUAUAAUAUCUGGUAAUUAUUCAGAAUUUUUCUAAAUGAAUACAAUUUUCUUACGAAUUUUAUACUAGGAAAUAAAAAGGAAAUAUAUUUAAAAUUCCGCCCGGCGAAAUUCGUAUUUAAAUAUAUUUAAAUAUAUUUAAAUAUAUUUAAAUAUAUUUAAAAUCCUUUUUUCUCACGAAAAAAGGAAAUAAGGGUGCAGAUGUCAGGAUGACGUCAGCGCCCGGCGAACGCGAAUCAGGCGGAAACAGAGUUCCGCCCGGCAAUUCUUAUGUAAGCGAUUACAGACGACUUAAUUAAUCAAAUUAAGAUCUGUAAAAGCCGGAAGAAUCGUAAUUGAACGAAGUAUAGUUUGGUAAAUUAAAAUCACACAAAGUAUCACUAAAUAAAGCGUAAAUUAAAUUGAAAGCAGGAAAACAGAGUUCCGGCGUCGCGACGGCGAUGCGUCGGCGAUGCACCGGAAUCCUGAGCAUUCGGGAGGAUCGUCGUGCAGUGUCCACGGCCUCGAAGGCUCUCCUUGGACAAAGACGACGUGGGCAAUCUCUAGAUCUUCUUGCGAAGUCUAGAGAUCAAUGAAGUGGGUCGUCGAGUCGUCUCCGGCGGCUGUCACCCGGCGGAGCGGAAAAACGGCGACUUUGCGGCUCUCCGGCGGCUGUCACCCGACGGAGAGGAGCUGGAUGGAGGUGGGGCGCGUGUUAGGGAGCUUCAUCCUCAGGUCCGCGCAGCAAGAGGAGGCUCUUCAUCGCAUCUGGUACGCUCUCAGGAGGUGGCGACUGGUCUCCCGGCGGAUCGUCCUCUUCCCGACGACGGCUUGUUCGUCGAUCAAUCGGAGAUGAUUUACUCGAUGGAUUGCGAUCCUUUUACUGCGAAUCGUUCAGAAAUUUUAGUAGCAAUGCUCCGCGAAUCGCGUUGACGAGAUUUUCACCGAUGAUUCAGCGAUUCCGGUUGCUUAAUCCUUCACCGGCGAUCUGCAGGAAAGUCGCGAUAAUCAGUUAAAAAUAUAUGAAUUUUGACUCUGGGAGGAUUCGAACCCGCGGCGGUCGCCCGCCCCUUACAAGGUGGAUUUAGUCCCACAUUGGUUGUGCGCGGAUUAUUCGGGCGAAUAUAUAGCAAAGUCCUCUCGCGUGUACGAUCACUCCUUGCCCCUCAGCCGGCUGACCACCGGUGACGUGGAAGGGGAGUGGCGCACACGUGCCCCUAUCGAUCCAAGCAUGCCGCUCGAGUCCCCUGCUCGCGGCUACUCCCCGACUGCGCUUCCGACCCGCUUGCGGGCCCGGCUGGCCGGCGGAUUCUCCCAUUUUGCAAUAUUUUUAUUUUUAUUUCUUGUUCUUCAUUUAUCUCAAAACUAAGACUGUAAAAAUCGUAUAAAAUCACAUAAUUACCCAAAAAUUCACGUUAAUCAACUGAAAACCACUUUUCAUGCUUUAACACAAAUAUAAGUCUAUUUAUCAUGAGUUAAGGCUAAAACUAUAUUAUUUACUAAUUAUUAACUCAUGAUAAUGAAGACUUAUCAGUCCUCCCUUUAAUUCUGAUGUGGGAUUAAGGUUUGGAUCCCACCCCUUUAAGGUAAUGGUCUUCCUUUGUUGGCUAGUGUUAAGCUUGUGAUGUCAUCCUCUAUUGUUGAGCCCUUAUAUUGGGUGCUGUGCUUUGUGUCAGUGCCAUGCCACACGUGGGUGCCAUGCCGUGUGUGGGGGCCAUGCCGUGCGUGGGUGCCAUUCCGUGUGCGGGUGCUGUGUAACAAGAAACCUUGAGAGUAUAAUGGAUUUGUGAUUAGUUGGAAUGAUAAAAUCUUGGUGCCACAUGCAAUUAUUUUAUUUUUGUACUUCAUUUUUACUAUCAAAUAAUUCUCCACUCUGAAUUACAUAUUUUGAUAUCCAUAUAGGAUACUCAAUUCUUCUAAUAUUCAAGGUCUAUAGUACUUAUUCACUCCAAAGAAAGGCAAGUCAUGAGAUUCAUGAAUGCAAAUACUUAAAAAUAUAAAGCUUGCACUUGGUCACUUGUUGGGAAAAUUGAUCCAAAGCUUCAUCUUCUCAAUCACCAUAGAUAAUAUAGUAUAAAUAUAAUUCACAAACCUAAUAACUUUUAAGUAUCACUAAAGUUCUAAUUAUCUUUCAUCUGUUUUAGUCGGACAGCAUAUAAGAUAUAAACAAGAGACUAUAGACAAAGUACAUUGACACCAAAAAUCCAAUAAUAGCAUCAAGCCCAUUAAAGAUGAAUAG
Molecule: messenger RNA, 5248 nt
Organism: Spirodela intermedia
Lineage: Eukaryota; Viridiplantae; Streptophyta; Magnoliopsida; Alismatales; Araceae
Source: the annotation of a GenBank genome assembly